CGCCUCUACGCGCGCGCACGCCCGUCCGCCCGCCGCGGCCCCGCGCACUCCGCCGCUUCGCCCGUCGCGCCGCGCAGGCAGCCGCUCGCCGAGCCCGCGGCCGGGGCCCUGGCGUGCAGCGCGGGCCUCGGAGGGGCCCAGCGCCCCGGCCCGGGAGGAUGCGGCCCGGGGCGGCCCGGGAGCUGAGCAGGGUCCCCGCGCCGGCCCCCGCGGGCCCCGGCUUCCAGAGCCGCAGCCGCCGCCCCGCCCCCGGGAGACAUGACUUCCAAGCCGCAUUCCGACUGGAUUCCCUACAGUGUCUUAGAUGAUGAGGGCAGCAACCUGAGGCAGCAGAAGCUUGACCGGCAGCGGGCCCUGCUGGAGCAGAAGCAGAAGAAGAAGCGUCAGGAACCCCUGAUGGUGCAGGCCAAUGCGGAUGGGCGGCCCCGGAGCCGGCGGGCCCGGCAGUCGGAGGAGCAGGCCCCCCUGGUGGAGUCCUACCUCAGCAGCAGUGGCAGCACCAGCUACCAAGUUCAAGAGGCCGACCCAGUUACCAGUGCACAGCUGGGAGCUGCCCGCCCAACAGCACCAGCCUCAGCCAAGAGAACCAAGGCAGCCGCAGCAGCAGGAGGCCAGGGCGGGGCCUCUAGGAAGGAGAAGAAGGGGAAGCACAAAGGCACCAGCGGGCCAGCAGCACUGGCAGAAGACAAGUGUGAGGCCCGAGGCCCGGUGCAGAUCCUGACUGUGGGCCAGUCAGACCACGCCCAGGACGCAGGGGAGACGGCAGCUGGUGGGGGCGCACAGCCCAGCGGGCAGGACCUCCGUGCCACGAUGCAGAGGAAGGGUGUCUCUAGCAGCAUGAGCUUUGAAGAGGAAGAGGAGGAUGAGGACGAGAAUAGCUCCAGUUCUUCCCAGCUAAACAGCAACACCCGCCCCAGCUCUGCUACCAGCAGGAAGUCUGUCAGGGAGGCAGCCUCGGCCCCCAGCCCAACAGCCCCAGAACCCUCGGGGGAUGUUGAGGUCCAGGAUCUUGAGGAGUUUGCACUGAGGCCGGCCCCCCAAGGUAUCACCAUCAAGUGCCGCAUCACGCGGGACAAGAAGGGGAUGGACCGGGGGAUGUACCCCACCUACUUCCUGCACCUGGACCGCGAGGAUGGGAAGAAGGUGUUCCUCUUGGCGGGAAGGAAGAGAAAGAAGAGUAAAACUUCCAAUUACCUCAUCUCUGUGGACCCAACAGACUUGUCUCGAGGAGGGGACAGCUACAUCGGGAAACUGCGGUCUAACCUCAUGGGCACUAAGUUCACCGUUUAUGACAAUGGAGUCAACCCUCAGAAGGCAUCAUCCUCUACUUUGGAAAGUGGAGCCUUGCGUCAGGAGUUGGCAGCCGUGUGCUAUGAGACAAACGUCUUAGGUUUCAAGGGGCCACGGAAGAUGAGUGUGAUUGUCCCAGGCAUGAACAUGGUUCAUGAGAGAGUCUCCAUCCGGCCCCGAAACGAGCAUGAGACGCUGCUAGCACGCUGGCAGAAUAAGAACACGGAGAGUAUCAUUGAGCUGCAAAACAAGACGCCUGUCUGGAAUGACGACACACAGUCCUACGUACUCAACUUCCAUGGGCGUGUCACACAGGCCUCUGUGAAGAACUUCCAGAUCAUCCAUGGCAAUGACCCGGACUACAUUGUGAUGCAGUUUGGCCGUGUAGCAGAGGAUGUGUUCACCAUGGAUUACAACUACCCACUGUGUGCGCUGCAGGCCUUCGCCAUCGCCCUGUCCAGCUUCGACAGCAAGCUGGCCUGCGAGUAGAGGGCCUCCUUGUGCCCGUUGGGGUUGCCCAGCCUGGAGUGGAGCUGCCUGCAGAGACAGCCCUGCCUACCCUCUGUACAUAGGCCUCCUGCCAGAUGAACCUUCUGUUCUCGGUGGCUCCCUGGCCCAGCCAGCUCAGACCGGCCUCCACUGCUGAGACAGAGGACUAGAUGGGGGAGGUGUGUGUGAAUGGACCAGAAUGAAUUCUUCCUGUGCCCCAAGGGCUGCACACACACACCCCCCCAACUCUUGGGUUAGUAUCCUGCUGCAAUCAUGUUUGCCAAGCUGGGUGGCCUCUUCAGCUGGAAGGUAGGAAGACGUGUAGAGGGAGAGGAAGCACAAUGCAGGGCUCCUGUGGCCCAGCCAUCCCCUCAGCCUAGGAGUCAGGGGACAACGGGUCCCCCAUUCGUGAAGGGCACAGUGUUUGUGUUGGGUACAUCAACUUUACACAGAAGGGCAAGGAUCGGCUACCAAGUCCUUUGCUAACUACAGAAAGUCCUCUGGCUUCAGGAGGCCUCAGCCAGGCUGGGAGGAGUUAUAGGGGUUUGGGAAAGGUGAGUGGCAGGACCUUGUCAGGACUGUAGGGGCCUGGCUGUGGGAGGUUUUCUCCAUGUGCACAGAGACAGGCAGUAGGAGGCUGGGCCUCCAGGCCAGAUGUCUUAGAGGAUGGGGCCUGUAGGACACAGGUCCACGUGCAAGAGGUACACGGAGAGGCUCCCUGGACUAGGGCUAUCUCGGGAGUCCUGUCAACUGCCGGAGGAGCUUUCUACUGAGCAGUUCCUGCACUAUCCCCAGUAAAUGUGGACGGGGACCAGCUUGUCAGCCUGAGUGCACACAGGUAGGCGGGCCUGGGACUCUAGUGGGCAGAGCACUACUCCUGAACCCUGGCAUGCUCCGGGAAGAAAUUCCAGCUCAGUGCUCUUGCCUGUGCUUCAGCUCCUCCUAUGGUCAGUCAAGGUGUGGCUCUUCCUGGGUGGGAGUGGGGCAGGGUGAAGAAAGCAGGGAGUAUUUUAGAACCACGAGAGCUCAGAGAUGGCAGGGCCUUUAGUGAUGAGCUAGUAGUACUUUAGGUGAAUCAUAACAGGAAUGGGACUUGCACUGGGUCACCUGGCUGGUUAGUGGCAAAGUUCAGCUCCCUUGAUUUCUUUGUUCCUACCGUCCCCCAAGAAACUGGUUCCUGGCCUUCCUGGGACCCAGUCUGCAUACCCUCACCCUUUUGUCUGGUUACAGAGACUGAAAGCUGGCUUUUUGGGUAUCACUCUGAGACUGGCUUGUGUUUGGCUCAGAGGGCAGGCCUUAGCAAGGCUGCUGCCCCUUUCUCUAUUCGGGUGUGAUGGGUGGGGUGUGAGUGUUCCAGGGCUGGGCCUGAUCUCCCCCCUCCAUCCUCCUCCUCUUGGGAUGGCACCAUCUACCCUGAAGACUUAGAAACGCUAAGCCAAGCCCUUACCUGUUUUGUCAUUUACCACCACCACCCCCCCUCCCCCGGCUACUCGCCCAGAUGGUGGUCAGAAGUCAAGGGGAAGCAAGGAGGAAUAGCUUCUCCCUUCAGAGUAGGUGUGCUUGGAAAGGUGGUGUAGAAAUUUUUUUUAAAUAAGUCCUAACUACUCUAGUGAGGUUCUGUAGUGAGGGGGAGUUGUUCUGACCUAAGUGGAAGGUACUGAGUUCUUAUUUCCUUCUAAUCUAGGAUUUCCUACAUUGAGUGCUCACAGCAAGGGACACCUGUUCUAGUGUGAAUAUGUGCGAGGCCCUUCCACUGGUCUAGUUUCCGGACCACUCUUGAGGGCACGAGACUUUUGUUUACCAGGGCUGAUCCACUUCUUGAUGAGGUACUGUGGGGCCCUCCUCCUUUCCAUAGUUCUAGUUUGGCUCUUCUCCUCACUUUGGGAAGAGACCUGCUGACAGUUGGGAUGAUGAAAACUAGACCUCCCAAGUCUGGGUCAAGCGGCGUCUCUGAUUUUAAAGUAGAAUGAGCUGUUUUAGAUCCUAGGGAGGGGGGAAUCCAGGUGGCCAUGUGGAAAAGGUAGAAGCCCAGGGGCAAAUGUGCAGGAGAGCAGGGUGGUUGGAUAGUCUGGUGGGGUCAGGAACUUGGUGUGGCCCGGGCCUGGGGAAAAAAGCUCUGGUGAGCAGUGGGUGAUGGGUGCUUGAGCUCCAGCCUCACAAGGUCUUUUCUUAAGGCCCCACUCCUGGUGACGCUGGGUUUCCCUGUCCACUGGCCUCUCCAUGGGCCCAAAGACUCAAAAAGCUGCCAGGGCCCCUGGAAACCAUCUGGGCUCAGCAUCUCCCACGGGAACAGCUCUUGCCCUUCAUACCCUCUACGCACCUGGUGACUGGAUGAUGAAAUGAGCAGGCCCCGAGGGUGGUGGGCAGCUGGGACCUUCGGCAGCUCCUCUGUACUGCUCCUGGGGCCACACCCCAAAACUCUACUCCCUCUUACCCCAAACAGCUCUUCUACAGAGCAGUGAUGUUCACUUCCCCACUCUUCUCCAAAUCUAGCUUUUCUUUCCUUCUGGCUCCAAGGUGCUCUGUGUCUGUCUGUGUGUGUCUGUGUCUCUGUGUGUAACUGGGGAAAAGGGCAAUCUGCAAAUCACCAACUGAGGUUUCUUACUACGAUUAUAGUUCUAAGGAUGAGUAGGAAAGGAAUAAGGAUGUUAUGAUCACCUGUGGAUUUUUUUUUUUUUUUUUUUCAUUUCACGCUCUUUGAUCAGAAAGUAGACCUGGGAAAGUAGCAGCUCCUUCUCCCAGGGGUUCUGACUGGGAGGAUACCAUCCAAGAAAUUUUAGUUUCAGUUCCAUUUUGCAUUACCUGAAGAAAUAUGCAUGCUUUUGGAUGAAUCUGAACAUACUCUAGUGAAUGUGCCUUAAAAAUCACGACACUAGUUUAGGAGGAGCAGGUAAGGUCCAGACUCAUGCUGAGGACAGGCACUGGAAGCGAGCAAGUGUAAUAAUCACAAGCUAGAAGAGGACCUUCGGAGCCUGCAUCCUUCAGUGACAAAAAAGGGCAGCAAAAUUAUAGAAGCAGAAGCUUGUCUUGGGUCUGGAAAUACUUACAGAUAAAUGCUCUGCCAGUUUACAUUUAGAGGCAGUUCUAAAUUUAAUAAGCAGCAGUGAGGACUUCAAACCUAGUAAGUACAUGCUUCCUCACAGUGGGGUCUGCAGUGAGCCAUGACCAUGGCUCUGUUAUGCAAGCACAAAUGACAUUUCCUAUCUGGAGUCCCUGCUUUUCCCUUACUGUGCUAACACUGGCCUUCCCUUUCUAGAAUUCUUUGCUAAGCUAUACCUGUGACCUCAGGAUACCAGGUGGCCCUCAGAGCACACUUUUCCAGAUAGCUUAAGGAGUCUGCGAUCUCGUGCCCAGCACUGAACUAUAGCAGCCCCCAGGAACAGGCCAAGGGAUGGGCUCUUGUUUUGAGUUUACUGGUUACCUGUCCUUCUGUACCUCCAGUUUGCAAUUCUGUCAUCUCAGGAUUAGGGGGAGGGAGAAGCAAUACCCCAGAAGUACUGGGGAUAGGUUUAAUUUUCUGACCAAGUUGAGAGGCAAGUUGGUCUUAUAGAGAGCACUAUUGCACUUAGUAGCUAGGUGAUUCUGAGCAAAGCACGUUUUUCUAGGUGGUUUUCUCGUCUACAGCUGAGGAGGUUGGACUGUCCAAGCCUUCAGUAAGAGGGUGAAUUAAAGUUGAUCCCUGCUUUCAUCACUACCUUUUCUGGCUCAUCACUGUGCCUUUUUUCUUUCCUAAGAAACAUGUCACACCCCUUUCUUCUCUUCUGUUUUCCUGUCCCUCUCCUUUUCCCCCCAUCAAGGUCCAGGCAGAGCUAUAGAUAAGGCCAAGAUCCAGAGUUUCCUAGAGAGUAAUUCUGAGGGGCUUAGAAAGGGAAGCCCGACUCUGGCCUCAUGAAGGCCAGAGUUACAAAGAGGACUUGGUCAGGAUGGGUGGCACUUCUCUUGCUGGGAAUAUACAUUUAGCCAGUUUUCAUAAUGCCUAGAAUGUGUAUGUCUGUUUGCACAAGAUUGUCUUUUCCUAUUCUGGAGUGGUCAGACAUUUUUGUUCAAAAUUAUCUGGAGUUUUAGACAAACUUGCAAAACUGUGCUUUUAUUAAGUGACUUUUUGAAUAAACUCUUUGGUAUUCUUGAGCAAAUGUAUUUAUUUACUGGUAUGUGCAAUGACAAAGUUGGUAUUUUCCCAUGUUGACAUUAUAUAUGUUGUAGAACUUAGUGUUUGUCUAAGUACAGACCAUAUAUCAACAAAUUAAACUUGAACUGUUUCAACAUGA
Felis catus (domestic cat) is the source of this 6047-nucleotide messenger RNA. It is a transcript of the gene TUB, whose product is annotated as TUB bipartite transcription factor. The record is from RefSeq and is a predicted model, not a curated record. The transcript has 12 exons. The coding region runs from base 259 to 1779 and encodes 506 amino acids. Gene Ontology annotation, biological process: protein localization to cilium. Gene Ontology annotation, cellular component: cilium. Lineage: Eukaryota; Metazoa; Chordata; Mammalia; Carnivora; Felidae.